Engraulis encrasicolus (European anchovy) is the source of this 4624-nucleotide messenger RNA. RefSeq names its product capping protein inhibiting regulator of actin dynamics (gene cracd). NCBI's taxonomy places the organism in Eukaryota, Metazoa, Chordata, Actinopteri, Clupeiformes, Engraulidae. The record is from RefSeq and is a predicted model, not a curated record. Gene Ontology annotation, biological process: negative regulation of barbed-end actin filament capping; maintenance of gastrointestinal epithelium. The transcript is spliced from 8 exons. The coding region runs from base 273 to 3569 and encodes 1098 amino acids.
AGAGGAGACGACAGGGCAAAUUCCAGCCGUUUCGCCGCCUGUUUGGGAAGAAGAAGAAGAGGGAGAGCCCUUCCUCUGAGAGGGGCUUCGCCGAACCCGCCGACCUCAAGCCCAGUCACUCUGUGGGGGAUGUGUGCAAUGGGGGGCUCUCCGAUGACGAAGAGACAAACCAGCAUCUGAGGGAAGCGAAUCCCUUGGGGUCCCGAGCUUUGUCGCAUGACAGUAUUUUCAUCCCAGAGGAGCCGGCUGAGAGUCCCAGUGCAGAGCAGAGCAUGUCUCAGGAGAACGUCUCCGACAAGGUCCGCAGCCUGCAGAGGCAGAUAGCUCAAGGUAUCAAGUUUGGCCAAAAGCCGCCGUCGCUGAGGAAGAGUGAGGGUGAUGAAGGCAGUUCAGAUGAGGAGGAGUCUCCCAGGAGUCCUCUGAGGGUCAUGGCACAGGUGGAAACGGAGCCUGGAGCAGCUGAUGCUGAACCCAAGGCUGCGGCUCAUGCAACGCCUGUGAAGUCUCCUCGUUCCAAGCGUGUUUUGCCACUCGAGGGUACGAUUGAGUCCAUCAAUCUGGAUUGCGUCCCCCAGUCCGGACCUCGCCUGGACAACGCAGCGGCGAAACACAAACUUGCAGUCAAGCCGAAAAACCAGAGGAGCAGGAAGCAUCACAGGCUCACUCAGGAAUUUAAAGAGGUGGACCUACCGGACGUCUUGCAGGAGGAGGCAGAGGGAGAGAGAACUGCAGAGGAACGAGCUGGACGUCCCGAGCAUUCAAAGAAGCAGAAGCUCCAGGGAGACGAGCGAGAGCAGCGGGAACUGAGGCGAAAGAGGGAGCAGGAGGAGGAGAGACUCCGAGAGGAGGAGAGGAGGAAGGCGGAAGAAGAGCUGAGGUUGGCCGAGGAGAGACGUGCACGAUUAGAGGAGGAACGGAGGCAGAGAGAGGAAGAGGAGAGAUGUAAGAGAGAAGAGGAGGAAAGGAGGAGAAGAGAGGAGGAGGAGGAGAGGGUGAGAAGGGAGCUGGAGGAGAAGAGAAGAAAGGAGGCGGAAGAGCGCAGGCUCCGAGAGGAGCAAGAGAGAAAGAGGAGGGAAGAGGAAGAAAGAAAAAGGAGGGAGGAGGAAGAAAGGAGGCGCCUUGAGGCAGAGCGACAGCAGCGUCUGGAGGAGGAGAGGAGGAUAAGAGAAGCAGAGGAGGCGGCGAGAAAGGAAAAGGAGGUGGCCGAAAAGCGAAGGCUCUUGGAAUUAGAAGAGAGACGACGGAAAGAAGAGGAGGAGGAACGGCUGCGCGAAGAAGAGAGAAGGCGGCAAGAGGAAAAACAAGCAGCAGAACGAAAACGGUUUGCCGAAGAGGAGGAACGAAGAAAAGAACAGGAAGAGAAGAGGAAACGGGAACAGGAGGAACGAAAGCGGUCCUCAGAGGCAGGAGAGAUCGAGUGGAAGAGAAAAGCGGAGGAGAUGCGGUGGAAGGAGAUGGGAGAGCGACAGCCCUUCACCUUCAAAGUGUCCUCUGGGGAGAAGCAGAUCCUGUUCCAGAAGGUCAACUUGACGCCAGUCACUCCAGGUGGAGGUCAGCAGCAGCAGUCAUCUCCAUCUUCAGAUGCAGCCGAGGCAACCAAGGCCUCAACGUCCACCGCUGCCGACUCCCCGGCUCUUCCCUCCAUGUCAGUGCCCCACACGGCCAUUCUGGUUACCGGCGCCCAGUUGUGCGGGCCUGCCGUCGACUCGGAUCAGAUCAAGGACACGGCCUGCAAGUCGCUGCUGGGCUUGGCCGAGGACAAGAAGGCCUUGGGUCAUCCGGGACCACGUGGCAGGACGUCUCCGGACCGCAAGUCCGGGAAAACGAAAUCCUUGAAUUUGUCUUCCACGCCCACGGAUCAGACCUCAGUGCUGGCGGAAUGGGCGAGCAUCCGAUCCAAGAUCUUCAAAGGCGUGGAGGAGGGCAAGUACGAGGACUAUGCCGAACCCGUGCCGAGCCGAUCCACCACCACCACCGGCGGCGGCGAGGACCCGAACCAGUCGGCGUUCCAACACCCCAAUCUCCGAAAGACCAACUCGGCCAGCGCCAAGUUCUCCAUCACCCCGGCACGCAAGAAGUUUGGCGACUCCAACAGGAACUCUGAGAUACUGUGUCUAGACGAGCGAGAUGACGCUCACCACAGGUGGCCAGAGUCUGCCUCUCCUGAACCCUACCACCACCAUCAACCUGUGCCCCCAUCCACCUCCUCCUCUUCUUCUUCUUCAAAGGCCCAAACCAAGGGCACCAAAAGUGUUCGCAUCUCAGACAGCUUUGAGGAAUGCAUGUUUGCCAAAGACCUGCCUUCCUUCCUUGUCCCCGGUUCCAACAACCAGACAUCCUCUAAACCUCCGACGCCUGACUUUGAGCUGCUGAGCCAGACCGACUCCGAGUGCUCGAUCCCCGAUGGCGAGGGCGGCGAUUCAAGCCUGGGAGGGGAGGAGCGGCCUUCGCCCUUCGGGAUCAAACUGAGGAGGACCAACUACUCGCUGCGCUUCCACAGCGAACGCUCCUCAGAGAACAGGAAGAAGAGGUACAGCGCCGGGGACAGUUUCGAGGGAAUUCCUGGACCCUUCACCCCCAUGAGCUCGGAAGCAUCCUCGCCAGUCGUGUCCGAGAGGUCCAGCCCCACGUCCCCUCUCCGAGAGAAUGUCACCCUGAGACACACGCCGUCGCAUAGUCAGGAGUCGCUGGUGAGACUCGGCAGAUCUCCGGUACCGUCGGUGCACAGUGACAGCGAGCGCGUGUACAUGCCCAGGCCUCCCGUCUACCAGAAACCUCCCACGUCCCCAAAGCCCACGGAUAUCACGACCCCUCAAACCUCGUCCCCGCUUGUCAAACUGGGUAGAGUGUCCCCUGCUGUGGACGUAAGGGAACAGCGGGCAGGGUCGGUGCACUCCUUCUCCAGCGACGAUAGGGAUUCUGGACGGGAGGACGAGGCAUCUACUUCUGCCCUCUCGCCAGGCGAGGAGGAGACGAAAGAGAAGAAGUCUUUCUUUCCGUCCAUCAGUAUUCCAUGGAGAGAAAAAGACAGGAAGGCGGAGCUUAUCAGAAAAGACAAACCAUCCUUGCAGAGCAGGCACUCUCUGGACAGCUCGAAGGUGCAGGAGAAGGGCGGUGAGGCCGGCCCGCUGUGGAUCACCCUGGCCCUGCAGAAGCAGAAAGGCUUCAGGGAGCAACAGCAGACCAGAGAGGAGCGCAAGACCCUACGGGAGGCUAAGCUGGCCGAGAAACAGGCCAAGGAGAGAGACAGCGGUACGCUCAGCCCAACUGAAGGCAAGGGCAACGGCAACACGAGUCCCCCCAAGCCCAAGACACCGGAGGAGGGAAAGAGGCCAGACAGUCUCCUUGGUCGCUUCGACCGCCGCGAGAACCUGAAAAAAGCCAACACCUUGCCCAGCUCUGUCACUGUUGAGAUCACAGACUCCACUCCGUCACCGCCUGCUGUGAAGGAGGUGUCAAAGCGCUUCCCUCCGGGCGACUCCCAGCAGGUGUCCACCGAGCCCGCCUGGCUGGCCCUGGCCAAGCGAAAGGCCAAGGCCUGGAGCGACUGCCCCCAGAUCAUCAAGUGAACUCCAGCCAUCCAUACAUACAUCCAUCCAUCCAUCCAUGCUCCACAAACUCUGACCUCCAAACACAAAAUAAGCAAAUAAGACGAACACACACCAACAUACACACAGACACGUGCACGCACACACACACACGUACAUCUCUACUCUACACCAAUACACACACACACACACACACACACACACACACACACACACACACACACACACACACACACACACACACACACACACACACACACACACACACACUAGCGCUUCAAGUAGGUCCCAUCAUCAUGCAGUCCAGGGAUGAUGGCCACCUCUCCCUCUUUUGCCACCCUCAAGCUCGCCAAAUAAUGACAACAAAUAAUGACAGGUCCGUUGUCCUCCCGACAACUUCCUGAAGACGUACUGUACAUUCAAGCCGCUGGAUGCUCACAGAAUAUCAUCACCACCGUUCUUAUUAUUAUUAUACCACUGUUGUCGUCGUCUUUGUGACACCAUUACUCCGUACAGUUAACCGGCGAACCAAGAACACCAGUGUGUCAUUGGAAAGUGCCAUGGAAAAAAUGUAUUUUGGAUUUCAUGGGAAUUUAUUUGCCUUAUUGAGUGAGUACCCAUUCAUGAUCCUGACAUAAAUUUAGACAUUUAAAAAAAAGAAGGAAAAAAAAACAUGUGCGUUUCUUGUUUUUGGUAUGUGGAGUUGAGUUUUGGUAGAUUUUAGAGAGUGAAGGAAUCCGUUGAGAGUAGAAGACAGGGUAAAAACUAGGGUUACUUAAGAUGACGAGGGGAUUCCUUUUUCAAUGCACUACCCUCAUUGCACAUUCUAAUGCAGAAGAUAACUUGUGUAGAUAAUAUACCAUGCACAUUUCUACAUGCAGGGGUUUCGCAUAGCUAUUAAUAGUCUGAAAUCAUGGGGUAUUUCUCAAAUAUAAGUGUCCUAGCCUGGCUAAGACCAGUAAUACCCAUUUCCCCAGGAUUUCACCAAGGACUAUCCAAUUAGUAAUUACACUUAGAACUAGUUGUUGGAUAUUCUUUGGUGAAAUCUGCAAAAAUGGGCGUUACUCGUCCUAGCA